CUCCGUCUUCACUACUCGCUCGUUUGGUGCUGCAUUGAUAAAACUCCACGCAUUUUUUUGACCACCUUUUUUUUUGUGAUAUUCUUAUUUAAUUUUACGGAGUGUUUACUUCCAAAGUUUUAAUGUCCCGUCGCGACAGGCGCUUAACAAAAUGGAGAUAUCAAACAAACUCCGUUGGGAUCAAUUCCUGAUUGUGGCAACAGCACUUAUGUCACCUGCGUUAACGGUGCUAUGUAAUGAUAUCCUCAGCCUGAAGGUGGCAGGAGAUCCAGUUUUAACCCCUCACUCUGUGUGCCUGAGGCUGGUAGGCCUCAGUAAACGUCAGAUGCGGAUGUGUAUGCGUAGUCCCGAUGUGACAGCAUCCGCCCUGCAGGGCAUCCAGGUGGCCAUCCAUGAGUGCCAGCACCAGCUGCGGGACCAGCGCUGGAAUUGCUCUUCCCUUGAAAGCUUCGGGAAGCUGCCCCACCACAGCACCAUCCUCAGUAGGGGUUUUCGCGAGAGUGCUUUCUCCUUGGCCCUGCUGGCAGCGGGUGUGGCUCACUCUGUGGCCUCGGCCUGCAGCAUGGGCAAGCUGCGGGGGUGCAGCUGUGAGGCCAAACGUCGCCAGGACGAUGACAAGAUCCGACUGAAACUCACACAGCUGCAGCUGCAGACCCUGCAGAAGGGCGGGGUAGGCAUCGGCAUGACCAAAUCAUUACCCUCUGAUCUAAAUGGGCACCAUGGGAACCUACCAGCCGACCUACACUCUGCCCACACGUCUGCACUCCUCAAGCCUUUAUCAGACGACUUAAGCUCUAUGCAGGACACCUGGAUGUGGGGGGGCUGCAGUCAUGACAUGCGGUUUGGGGAUCGGUUUUCAAGAGACUGGCUUGAUUCCCGUGGUUCUCCAAGGGACAUCUAUGCUCGCAUGAGGAUACAUAACAACCGUGUAGGACGGCAGAUAGUGACUGACAACAUGACCAGAAAGUGCAAAUGUCAUGGCACAUCAGGGAGCUGUCAGUUCAAGACCUGCUGGUACGUUUCCCCAGAGUUCCGUGCUGUCGGAUCUCUUCUCAAGGAAAAGUUCUUGUCAGCCAUCUUCGUCAACUCCCAGAACAAAAACAAUGGCGUCUUUAACCCCCGAACAGAGAACAGUCCCCACAGAAGCACUGGGGGAUUCAGCGGAGGGCGCCGUCGAAGCAUGUCCAGGGAACUGGUGUAUUUUGAAAAGUCACCUGAUUUCUGCGAGCGUGAUGCAUCGAUAGAUUCCCCGGGUACGCAGGGACGCAUCUGCAACAAAACUAGCUACAGCACCGACAGCUGCAGUUCGCUGUGCUGCGGCCGCGGGCACAACAUCCUGAGGCAGACUCGCAGUGAACGUUGCAAUUGUCGGUUUCACUGGUGCUGCUAUGUGCUGUGCGAGGAGUGUCGCCUUACAGAGUGGGUCAAUGUGUGCAAGUAGAUCCAGCUUUUGUUUGGCUCUAUCUGCAACUGUUCCAGAGAAUCUGUUUAUCCUGCUCACUUUGUGUUUUUUUUUUGUUUUUUUUUAUGCUGUCAUCUGGGAUCUAUUUUCUCUGCGUAGCCGCUGUUAUUCCUAAAAUGCCAAGUCAGAGAUUGAAGAGGUGACUCAUGUCAUUUGUGUUACCACGGCCUGUUUAGACGCUGCCCUCUCAGCCAUGAGGAAGGCCCGCACUCAAGUGGAGAAAUAGCAGAGGAGUGUUAAUGUUUCAGCCUUUGCUUUCUUAAUCAUCUUGUUGUACAGUAGCUGUGUAUUUUAUGAUGUUGUUGUAAAUUUGUACAUUUAUGUUGUAUUAAUGUGAUUAUUGUGUCAGAGUUUCAUGUUAGUUUAAGAUAUCGCCUUAGUCAUUGACAGAAAGGAAAAAAACAACUUUACCUUGAAGAUGAAUUGGAAGUUUAAGCAUCUUAAUUUCUACAUCCCAUCCCAAGACUUUGCAAGUUUUGUUUUUUUUAGUUCAGUCAGUUAAUUUGAUUAAAUAUUAAUGAAAUGACACACCAAAUUCCAAUCCAUUGUAAUGUAAUUAUACUUUAAUUACAUUAUAUCAAAGUUUUAAAAGUCUCAUUAUCUUAAAAGAAAAAAAAAGAGUUAUAAACUGUGGACCAUUUCAUUUUGCGAUCUCUGCGAUAUAAAUAGUGUGCAAGUAGAUAUGAGCCCAUUCCUAAGGAUUAAAAAAUCAUUACUAAUGGUCACUAAAUCAACACUUUAAUUACAAGAUGAUUUGUGGAAUAAUGAGAUCAAGAAUCAAGACUUAAUCCUAUUAUUAACCACACAAAGAUGCACAUAAUAACUAAUUGUGCAAAACAAACACAAAUCAAACAAAAUAUUCGUGAAAGUCUAUCAAGAGCUGGAUAAAAAAGUGGUCUUAAGCCCCAUUUUAAAACUAGUCACUGCUUUUAGAAGGAAAAAUAUUAAAAAG
Messenger RNA from Cyprinodon variegatus (sheepshead minnow), 2414 nucleotides. It is a transcript of the gene wnt10b, whose product is annotated as wingless-type MMTV integration site family member 10B. The transcript has 4 exons. Gene Ontology annotation, biological process: multicellular organism development; canonical Wnt signaling pathway; cell fate commitment. The record is from RefSeq and is a predicted model, not a curated record. The coding region runs from base 152 to 1441 and encodes 429 amino acids. NCBI's taxonomy places the organism in Eukaryota, Metazoa, Chordata, Actinopteri, Cyprinodontiformes, Cyprinodontidae. Gene Ontology annotation, molecular function: frizzled binding; cytokine activity. Gene Ontology annotation, cellular component: extracellular region.